AGUUUUAAAUUGGAUCUUGUGUAAGACAGAAGUAAAGAAUCUUAAAGUAUCAUGAAAACAUUGGCAAUCAUCGCAAUAUUGGGAUUUGUUGCAGUUUGUUCUGCUAUUCCAUCACCACAAAGAGCUCGACAAUGGCGUGAUUCUAUAAUCCAAUCCAUUGGUCAUCGUAAACGUCAGACAUUUGGGUGUCCAAAUGGAGAAAUUUAUUAUGAAGAUUGUAACACUUGCACUUGUAUUGACAACGUUCGAUAUCAAUGCACAACUUUAGAAUGUCAUCAUGGACCAAGAUUCCAAGACACUCCAACAGGUCCAAUUGAUAUUGUAGCUCAUGAAGCUCCUGAGUUUGUUGAAGAUGAAUAACAAAAAUUUUAUUAUAAUCUUUUAAAAGUUUUGAGAAAGAAAUAAAAGUUUUUUUGUGAAGUCGAAUAAA
Messenger RNA from Clunio marinus, 430 nucleotides. NCBI's taxonomy places the organism in Eukaryota, Metazoa, Arthropoda, Insecta, Diptera, Chironomidae. The record is from the annotation of a GenBank genome assembly.